AUGUUUCAAGCUGUUUCCUCCUCGAGGAUACCGAUUGGUAAAACUACUAAUAGAUUAUUAUUAUUAAGAGACCAUCGUUAUCUAGCGACAAUCAAUUCAGGUGCAGUAUCUUCAUCACCAUUUGUAAAGCCCAAGAAACAUACAUUUAGGAACACUAUUUUUAUAGUAACAGGGUUUUAUUUAUUAGGAUUGACAAUAAGUGAAAAAUAUGAUGGGAAAUUUAAAGAUUUCUUCAUUGGGUACGUGCCAGGUGGUAAACAAUUGACUGAUUGGUAUGAUAGUUUUGAAUUCAAUAGACUGAAGGAAAAAUAUAGUAGUAUUAUCACGGGGAGAACUAUCGGUAUUCCUAUUCAUAGACCAAUACCUAAGAAAAUCACUGAUGAUAAAUCAGAGCAAGAACCAGAAAAUGAACAGAAAGCCAAGACAUUGCUUACUGAGAAGAGUAUCGCUACUGAAUUAUUAAAAUUGAAUCCUAUAGAAAAAGAAUUGAAUAACAAUGAGAGCCCAUUAGAUGACCAAUUUAGGUCCAUCGUGAAUCAUUUUAAUAUCCUGAUCAAAUUAAUUAAUGAUCAACAAUACCUAUUGCCUAUGGAUCAAAGGGAUUCAAUCGUUUCCAAAUACGAUGCUUUGAUCUCAGAUCUAUUUAUACUCAACAAAAAUUUGGAUGAGUCUAUCAUGAAAAGUGUCCUGCAAAGAACAGCAGAAUUUACAAGUCAAUUGAAUUCACAAUUCGAUUCCAAUUUGAAGAAGCAUUCUGUUGAGUUAAAUAAAGAAUAUAAUGAUAAAUUUACAGAUUUCAAAUCAGAAUUGGAGAAAAGAUCCAAAGAACAGUUAGAAAUGGAGUUGAAAAGUAUUGAAGAGUUAUUAUUACAAAGACAUGCCAAUGAAAUGAAAUUAUUAUCUAUUACACAAGUGAAAGAAUUUAAUAAAAUCAUUGAAGAAAAAGUAAGUGGUGAAAGAAAUGGGAAGUUAGCUCAUUUAGAUGAGUUAGAUCAACGGAUAUCCGAGUUUACAAGCUCUAUUGAUAAAUUAGAUUCUUACUUAACGAAAAAUGAAACUAUUAAACGGUUGGUCAUAAACUUAGAAAAUUUAAGAAAUAAAUUAUACACUAAUGUUUCUAGAAGUGUCCAAAUAAACAAAGAAUUAAACAAAAUAAAAACCUUAAUAGACAUUUUGCCCAAUAGUUGUCAUGAUGAUCAUUGCUGUUCCAAAAAACAUACACAAACAUUACUUGACGUAACGAUACAACAACUGAACGACAUUGCAACUGAUGAAAAGAUUCUUUCAAAUGAUCAAUUAUUCAAUAGAUGGAACCUAUUAGAAAACGAUUUCAAAACUGCGUCAUUAUUACCAGCCAAUGCAGGUUUAUUAGCUCAUAUGACUGCAAAAUUCUUUUCUAACUUUUUAUUUACUAAGAAUGGUAUCUCUCCUGAUUCAAAAGAUCUAGAUGCUAUAUUCGCAAGAGUAAAAGAAUAUUUAAGAUUUUCUCAACUCGAUAAAGCUCUCGAAGAAGUGGUUACUUUAGAAGGCUGGCCACAUGUAUUAUGUCAGGAAUGGAUAAAAGAAACAAGGAGAAAAUUGGAAAUUGAAGCAUUAGUUGACAUUCUAGAUAAUGAAAUUAAACUGUUAUGA
This is a messenger RNA of Naumovozyma dairenensis CBS 421, 1632 nucleotides long. RefSeq names its product Mic60p (gene MIC60). Gene Ontology annotation, biological process: cristae formation. The record is from RefSeq and is a predicted model, not a curated record. NCBI's taxonomy places the organism in Eukaryota, Fungi, Ascomycota, Saccharomycetes, Saccharomycetales, Saccharomycetaceae. Gene Ontology annotation, cellular component: MICOS complex. The transcript has a single exon. The coding region runs from base 1 to 1632 and encodes 543 amino acids.